Messenger RNA from Pogoniulus pusillus (Red-fronted tinkerbird), 5239 nucleotides. RefSeq names its product scavenger receptor cysteine-rich type 1 protein M130-like. The record is from RefSeq and is a predicted model, not a curated record. The transcript is spliced from 24 exons. Gene Ontology annotation, cellular component: plasma membrane. Bases 1 to 5058 code for a protein of 1685 amino acids. Lineage: Eukaryota; Metazoa; Chordata; Aves; Piciformes; Lybiidae. Gene Ontology annotation, molecular function: serine-type endopeptidase activity. Gene Ontology annotation, biological process: zymogen activation.
AUGUGGGACAGAGAGCUGCAGUGUGUGGGGAAUGAAUCUUUUCUUAUAUCCUGCCCCAGGGGAUCCCCCAGGACUCAGCCCUGCAGCCAUGCAGAUGCUGUUGGAGUCACCUGCACAGAAUACAGGCUGGUGAAUGGCAGCAGAGGCUGUGAGGGAAGGGUGGAGGUCCACGUGCAGGGCACCUGGGGCACCCUCUGUGACUGGCACUGGGACCUGCUGGACGCCCACGUUCUCUGUCGUCACCUCAACUGUGGCUUUGCUGAGUCUCUUCCUGGAGGAGGCCACUUUGGGAGAGGCACAGGCCCUGUCUGGAGAGACUCCUUCCACUGUGCUGGCACUGAAGCCCAGCUGGGCCAGUGCCCCGUGAGCAGCCUGGGGGCCUCUCUGUGCUCCCAUGAGCAGGACGCUGCUGUCAUUUGCUCAGCUGGCUCCGGUUCCCUGCGGCUGGUGGGUGGAGGGAGCCGCUGCGAUGGACGAGUGGAGAUCUUGCGGCGUGGGACAUGGGGCAGGGUCCUGGCAGAGCAGUGGCACCUGCAGGAGGCCAGCGUGGUGUGCCGGCAGCUGCGGUGCGGAGAGGCAGAGGCAGCCUACACCCUGCCCAAGGCUGAGAGAGGGCAGGGCCCCGUGGGGCUGCGAGGGGUGCGGUGUGCAGGGCACGAGGCCAGUCUGCAGCUCUGCAACACCUCCCUGCCCCAGAGCGUGCUGGCAGCAGGCAUUGCAGAGGAUGUGGGGGUCUCUUGCAGUGGGAGCUGGCAGGUGCGGCUGGCAGGGGGCCGCGGGCGCUGCGAGGGCAGAGUGGAGAUCUACUCGCAGGGCAGCUGGGGCAGCGUCUGCGAUGACAGCUGGGACCUGGCCGAUGCCAGCGUCGUUUGCCAGCAGCUGGGCUGCGGAGGGGCGCUGCAGGCGGUUGGCUCCGCUGGCUUCGGGGCAGGCUCUGGGCACAUCUGGCUGGAUGGGGUCAACUGCUCCGGGGCCGAAGCUGCUCUCUGGGAGUGCCCGGCAGGGCCCUGGGGGCAGCACGACUGCGGGCACAAAGAGGACGCCGGAGUCAUCUGCUCAGAGUUCGUGGCCCUGAGGCUGGAGAAGAGCAGCAACUGCUCCGGGCGCCUGCAGGUGUUCUACAAUGGCACCUGGGGCAAUGUCUGCUCCAACUCAAUGACUCCCAGAACUGUCUCACUGGCAUGCAAGGAGCUGGGCUGUGGGGACACAGGGGACCUGGAUACAAACCUGCCCUAUGCUAGGGUGUCUGAUGUGGCCUGGCUGGAUCGAGUCCAGUGUGGGGAGAGAAACAGCUCCUUCUGGCAGUGUCCCUCUGCUCCCUGGCACCUGCACUCUUGUGAAGACCUGCGAGAUGAGACCCACAUCAUCUGCCAUGGGAAACGACCAGAAGUGUCUGCAGAUCUCUCAGCCCCAUGCCCAGACUCCAGGAACUGCACAGCCAGGGAGAAGAUUCGUGCCGUGGGAGGGCAGCACAGGUGCUCAGGCAGAGUGGAGGUCUGGCUGCACGGCUCCUGGGGCACGGUGUGCGACGACUCCUGGGACAGGCAGGAUGCCCAGGUGGCAUGCAGGCAGCUGGGCUGUGGCCCUGUGCUGUCUGCCCCGGGGGAGGCUGCCUUUGGGGAGGGGACAGGCCCCAUCUGGCUGGAGCAGGUGGAGUGCCAGGGCACAGAGCCAUCUCUGCAGGAGUGCUGGGCCCGGCCUGGGGACAGCGGUGUCUGCCGGCACAAGGAGGAUGCUGCUGUGAGCUGCUCAGAUGCACCCAGCACAGAAGCACCAACCCCCCGAGCAGGUAACCUCUCCUCCCUGCCAGGGCUGCAUACCACUUGGGAGCCCGUCCCUGAGGCUGUGUACGAGGACAUUGGAUCCAGCCCUUCGUGGGAGAAGCAGGAGAGGUUCAGUGACUCAGGCUCCUGUUUAGAGGGAUCCAUGGGUCAGCUGCAGCCCAAGCCUGGUGACAGAGAGGAGGAGGAUGGCCUGGAGUCAACAGCAGAUGUCUCUGUCCUGGCUGGAGAUGACCCAGUGGAUGGCUAUGAUGAUGCCAGGGAGAUUUCUGACCCUGCACAGGUUCCUGUGUUCGGGCAGGGAGCCAGGGAAAUGCCCAGGGGGGCAGAGGAAGGAUUAGGACCCAGAGAUACACCUGGAGGCACCUUGGAGGUGAGGCUGGCAAAUGGCGGCAGGAGCUGUGCUGGGAGAGUGGAAGUGAAACACGAGGGACAGUGGUGGACUGUGUGUGGUUCCUCCUGGGACAUGAAGGAUGCUGCAGUGGUUUGUAGGCAGCUGCAAUGCUUUGCCCAGCUGGUUGGAGGGGACAGUCCCUGCUCAGGACGUGUGGAGAUCGAUGAUGGGAAGGAGUGGAAACCUGUCUGUGCCUCAGCCUUUGAUCUGAGAGCUGCCAACGUGAUCUGCAGGGAGCUGCAGUGUGGCACAGCCCUGUCUGUGCAUGGGGCAGCUCAGUUUGGAGAUUGGGAUGGUCCCAUGUGGGACAGAGACCUGCAGUGUGUGGGGAAUGAAUCUUUUCUUAUAUCCUGCCCCAGGGGAUCCCCCAGGACUCAGCCCUGCAGCCAUGCAGAUGCUGUUGGAGUCACCUGCACACAAUACAGGCUGGUGAAUGGCAGCAGAGGCUGUGAGGGAAGGGUGGAGGUCCAAGUGCAGGGCACCUGGGGCACCCUCUGUGACUGGCACUGGGACCUGCUGGACGCCCACGUUCUCUGUCGUCACCUCAACUGUGGCUUUGCUGAGUCUCUUCCUGGAGGAGGCCACUUUGGGAGAGGCACAGGCCCUGUCUGGAGAGACUCCUUCCACUGUGCUGGCACUGAAGCCCAGCUGGGCCAGUGCCCCGUGAGCAGCCUGGGGGCCUCUCUGUGCUCCCAUGAGCAGGACGCUGCUGUCAUUUGCUCAGCUGGCUCCGGUUCCCUGCGGCUGGUGGGUGGAGGGAGCCGCUGCGAUGGACGAGUGGAGAUCUUGCGGCGUGGGACAUGGGGCAGGGUCCUGGCAGAGCAGUGGCACCUGCAGGAGGCCAGCGUGGUGUGCCGGCAGCUGCGGUGCGGAGAGGCAGAGGCAGCCUACACCCUGCCAAAGGCUGAGAGAGGGCAGGGCCCCGUGGGGCUGCGAGGGGUGCGGUGUGCAGGGCACGAGGCCAGCCUACAGCUCUGCAACACCUCCCUGCCCCAGAGCGUGCUGGCAGCAGGCAUUGCAGAGGAUGUGGGGGUCGCUUGCAGUGGGAGCCGGCAGGUGCGGCUGGCAGGGGGCCGCGGGCGCUGCGAGGGCAGAGUGGAGAUCUACUCGCAGGGCAGCUGGGGCAGCGUCUGCGAUGACAGCUGGGACCUGGCCGAUGCCAGCGUCGUUUGCCAGCAGCUGGGCUGCGGAGGGGCGCUGCAGGCGGUUGGCUCCGCUGGCUUCGGGGCAGGCUCUGGGCACAUCUGGCUGGAUGGGGUCAACUGCUCCGGGGCCGAAGCUGCUCUCUGGGAGUGCCCGGCAGGGCCCUGGGGGCAGCACGACUGCGGGCACAAAGAGGACGCCGGAGUCAUCUGCUCAGAGUUCAUGGCCCUGAGGCUGGAGAAGAGCAGCAACUGCUCCGGGCGCCUGCAGGUGUUCUACAAUGGCACCUGGGGCAAUGUCUGCUCCAACUCAAUGACUCCCAGAACUGUCUCACUGGCAUGCAAGGAGCUGGGCUGUGGGGACACAGGGGACCUGGAUGCAAACCUGCCCUCUGCUAGGGUGUCUACUGCUGCCUGGCUGGAUCGAGUGCAGUGUGGGGAGAGAAACAGCUCCUUCUGGCAGUGUCCCUCUGCUCCCUGGCACCUGCACUCUUGUGAAGACCUGCGAGAUGAGACCCACAUCAUCUGCAAUGGUAAUUCUGAGCUAGAUGGGCACCAGCAUGCCCCCAGAUUCUACUCCCAACUGGGGAAACAGCCAGAAGUGUCUGCAGAUCUCUCAGCCCCAUGCCCAGACCCCAGGAACUGCACAGGUAGCUGCUCCUCUGCACACCCCUCUCAGCCGGCAGGGCUCUGCCUGCUCUCCUGCUGCCCUGGCAGGGCUCUGCCUUCUCCAGCCAGGGAGAAGAUUCGUGCCGUGGGAGGGCAGCACAGGUGCUCAGGCAGAGUGGAGGUCUGGCUGCACGGCUCCUGGGGCACGGUGUGCGACGACUCCUGGGACAGGCAGGAUGCCCAGGUGGCAUGCAGGCAGCUGGGCUGUGGGCCUGUGCUGUCUGCCCCGGGGGAGGCUGCCUUUGGGGAGGGGACAGGCCCCAUCUGGCUGGAGCAGGUGGAGUGCCAGGGCACAGAGCCAUCUCUGCAGGAGUGCUGGGCCCGGCCUGGGGACAGCGGUGUCUGCCGGCACAAGGAGGAUGCUGCUGUGAGCUGCUCAGAUGCACCCAGCACAGAAGCACCAACCCCCCAAGCAGGUGCCCCUGGGGGCCGUCGGACCAGCAGCAGCAGUGUCUCAGUGCCUGUCAUCAUCUGCAUCGUCCUGGGAGCCCUUCUCUGCCUGCUCCUGGCCCUCCUGGCUGGACAAGUGCAAAGUGCCAGGGCUGGGCGCAGAGCUGCCCAGACCACUUGGGAGCCCGUCCCUGAGGCUGUGUACGAGGACAUUGGAUCCAGCCCUUCGUGGGAGAAGCAGGAGAGGUUCAGUGACUCAGGCUCCUGUUUAGAGGGAUCCAUGGGUCAGCUGCAGCCCAAGCCUGGUGACAGAGAGGAGGAGGAUGGCCUGGAGUCAACAGCAGAUGUCUCUGUCCUGGCUGGAGAUGACCCAGUGGAUGGCUAUGAUGAUGCCAGGGAGAUUUCUGACCCUGCACAGGUUCCUGUGUUCGGGCAGGGAGCCAGGGAAAUGCCCAGAGGGGCAGAGGAAGGAUUAGGACCCAGAGAUACACCUGGAGGGGCAGAUCUGUGCUCACAGAGCAGUGCUGAGGGCCCUGGAGCUGGGCCAGAUACCUGCACCCUGUCCCCUCAGAGCACAGACUAUGAGGAUGCUGAAGAGCUGCCUGCUGCACAUCCCCCUGAGGGCACAGGGGGCAACAGCACAGAUCAGGCCACAAGGCUCCCUGAGUCCUCAGCCAGCUGAGCCCAUCCCUGCCACUGGGCUGGCUGCAGCUGUGAGGGAGGAGAACUCUGUGCAGCUGGGAGAGACACAGGCACCAGGAACUGGCUCUGGCUCCCAGCAGAGGCAGCAGGGCAAUGCUUCUGCUUUCCCCCCAACUCUGAGCCCUCCACACUGGUUCUGAAUAAAAGAUUUUGGAAGAUUG